Messenger RNA from Trichechus manatus latirostris (Florida manatee), 599 nucleotides. It is a transcript of the gene MPZL1, whose product is annotated as myelin protein zero like 1. The record is from RefSeq and is a predicted model, not a curated record. NCBI's taxonomy places the organism in Eukaryota, Metazoa, Chordata, Mammalia, Sirenia, Trichechidae.
AUCAACAUAGAAAAUAUGCAGUUUAUACAUGGCAACUAUAUCUGUGAUGUGAAACCCUCCCCUGACAUUGUUGUCCAGCCAGAACACAUUAGGUUCCAUGUUUGUAGGGAAAGUUUGCCUAUGUUUCCAGUUUGGGUGGUUGUGAGUGUAGUUUCUGCUGUGGUCCUAGGUGUCACUCUGCUCAGCAGCAUGAUUCUUGCUGUCCUAUAUAGAAGGAAGAACUCUAAACAGGAUUACACUGGCUGAUGCAGCACAAGCAAGAGUUUGUCACUGGUUAAGCAGGCUCCACAGAAGUCUUCCUCCGACACAGAAGGUCUAGUAAAGAGUCUGCCUGCUGCAUCUCAUCAGUGCCCAGUCACAUGUGUGCAGUUAGACCACUCUGGCGGACAUCACAGUAACAGAAUUAACAAGUUAGAGUCUGUGGUGUAUGCUGACAUCCGGAAAAAUUAAGAGAAGACCCAGCACGUAUCCUAAGCAAGAAACAAAUCCAAAAAGGACUCUUGUGAAGAAAGUGUAGCCUAUAAGCAGGUGUGGCCUUAGAAUCCCCAACAAAGACAGACACAUGUGCAAGCACAUGUGGCCUUGGGUAUAUUUGUCAG